UUCCAGGGUCGAGCGUCGAGCGGCAGACGAUCGAAAUGUGAAGCGGAGGACACUAACACAAUCUCUUCGAAAAUGGGCAAUUGUCUCUUGCUUUUUGGAUUCAAGAAGCAGAAGAGGCCUGUCACACUGCUGUUGGUGGGUUUAGACAACGCUGGGAAAACAACGGCAGCGAAGGGAAUCGUCGGAGAUCCUGUAGAAGAUACUGCACCAACAGUAGGCUUUGCCCCGGAAUACCUAGAAUAUAGAGGCUGUGAAAUUACUAUAUAUGACUUAGGCGGAGGCAGUCGAAUCAGGCCAGUGUGGUCUAAGUAUUUCUCUGAGGUCCACGGUGUAAUAUUUGUGGUGGAUUCAAGUGAUCCUAAUAGAAUACAAGAAUGUAGAGAUGUUCUUUCAAAUCUUCUGUCAGACAGAAAAGUUGCAGGGAAACCAGUCCUUGUACUUGCCAACAAGCAAGAUGUAGAAGGUGCCAUGGAUGAGAUAGACCUUGUAGAAUCUCUCAAGAUAGAACAAGUUGUUAACAAAUACAAAUGUCCAACGAGAGUGGAAACCUGCUCGGCCAUCACUACUCGGAAGGAGAAGCCUGACAAACCUAUUGCCGAUGGAUUCAGAUGGUUGAUAGAUACCAUAGUUGUGCAUUACAAAGAAAUCAAUAAACGAGUGGAUGCCGAUAUGGAAACCGAACGAAAACUACUCGAGAAGGAAAUGGAGGAAAGAAGAGAAAGGAUACGAAAGCUAAGGGCAGAAAGAGAGAGACAAGAAGCCCUUCGGAAUCAGGCCCUGGCUGCAAGAAACCAGGCACCCGGUGUCCCUGAUAGUGACGACUCCGACGUUGUUGUUAGUGAUGUGAAGCAGGGCCCAGGGAGCAGCGGCAUACCCAAUGGUGUAUUACCUCAGUCAAGAAGGAAGUCUGUUAAGCAAAGGAGAGAGGUAAGGAGAAACUCAACAGAUGACCAGGAGCUCAGGGAACUUGGUUUCAAGUCUCCUGCAGAUCUUCAGGAUUCUACCUCCUCUUCUUCCUCUGCAGAGCAGGCUUCACCCGAGAGAACACCAUCUUCUCCCCCAAGCUCCAAAAGCCCAAGAAUAUCUUCAGAGACUGCAACUUCGCCUUCUGCAACGUCUCAAGCAAGCAAACCCCACCGUGUCAUUCUCGUUCAAGAAUCUCCGACCCACUUGGCUGCCUCCAACAAUAACCUCUCUGUUAGUUCACCCUCUAGUAAUGGAAAGGAGGCGAACUCUAAACACAAGCAGUCUCUCGGCUCACGUUCCAGUGCUGAGAAAAAUAAAGACAGUAGGAUUCUCGAUCCAAUUAGUGCUGCUUAUGCUAAUGUGUUUGGUACCUCAAAGCUGGACCUUUCAAUUGAGGAGAGAGAGAAUGAGUGUGUUCCUAUUGACUCAGAUGACGACCUCUUUGAUAUUCCAUCUUUGUCCAAGAGUGGUCGCCAGAGCAGCCUUCCUUCAGUUACCACACGGACAAGUUCAACGCCUUCUAUUAUUAGCUAUAUUAAAGAUCACCUGGAGCUGGAAGCUACAGGUAAACCACCAAAGAAGAAAUCAUUUUUGAAAAGAUAUCAUAAAACAGCCCCACUGGUUCAAAAUAAUUCAGCUGAACAUAAUUCCGUUAAUCACAAUUCAAGGGUUCCUCCACCGCUGGCAUGACACGGAAUGUAAGAGCUAAUGUUGAUAGCAUUAGCUGUAGUAAUCAUAUUCUUUAAUGAUCUGUUUUACAAGGUUUUAAUGUCAGCUUUGCAUAACAAGUUAAAGGAAAUAAAAGUAAUGGGCAGAUUUUAUAUUCAUGAUCAUGGGUUUAAAAGGUAUUUCCAAGCUAUAAUAACUAUGAUGUGAUAUUGAAUAGGUUGGAAAAGAUGACAUCCAGUAUGGUUUAAAAAGUGAAAAUAUAUGAUUUUUUUUUUUCU
Molecule: messenger RNA, 1913 nt
Organism: Penaeus indicus
Lineage: Eukaryota; Metazoa; Arthropoda; Malacostraca; Decapoda; Penaeidae
Product: ADP-ribosylation factor-like protein 13B
Exons: 10
Coding region: 73-1656 (527 amino acids)
Biological process (GO): receptor localization to non-motile cilium; non-motile cilium assembly
Cellular component (GO): ciliary membrane; non-motile cilium
Molecular function (GO): GTPase activity; GTP binding
Source: RefSeq, a predicted model, not a curated record